AUGGCCUACUCCACUCUGUCCGUCUGCUCCAGCGACCUCAGCUACAACACCCGGGCCUGCCUGCCCGAGGCCUGUGACCCCUACGCCCCCUCCUGCCUGGGGGACGACUGCCCGGAGAACUGCUGUGAGCCCCCCUGCUGCGGCCCCUCCUGCUGUGGCCCUUCCUGCUGUGCUCCCUCCUGCUGCGGCCCCACUCUCCUCUGCACCCCCAGCUGCUGUGUCCCCAGCUGCUGUCCUCCCAGCUGCUGUCCUCCCAGCUGCUGUGCUCCCAGCUGCUGCGCCCCAACUCUCCUCUGCACCCCCAGCUGCUGUGCCCCCAGCUGCUGUGCUCCCAGCUGUUGUGCCCCAACUCUCCUCUGCACCCCCAUGAGCUGUGGGCCCUGCUCCCCCUGCCAGCCGGCCUGCUGUGUGUCCCUCUGCUGCAAGCCCAUGUGCUGCACCCCGGUUUGCUGUAAGCCCAUGUGCUGUACUCCUGUGUGCUGUGGGGGCUCCCCAUGCUCAGACUCCUGCUGCCAGUCUUCCUGCUCCCCCUGCCAGACAGCCUGCUGUGUGUCGCUCUGCUGCAAGCCCAUGUGCUGCUCACCCAUGUGCUGUGGGGGUUCUCCCUGCUCAGACUCCUGCUGCCAGUCUUCCUGCUCCCCCUGCCAGCCCUCCUGCUGCAUGUCCCUGUGCUGCACCCCCGUGUGCUGUGGGGGCUCCCCCUGCCAGGCGCCCGCAUGCUCCCCCUGCUGCAAACCCUGCUCCAGCGUGUCCCUCAUCUGCCAGCCCACGUGCAAGCCUGCCUGCUGCGCCCCCUCGCCCUGCUGCCAGCCCAGCUGCUGCCGCUCGGGGUCCAGCAUGUCCCUGCUGUGCCGGCCAGCCUGUAAGCCCGCCUGCUGCUGA
Messenger RNA from Suncus etruscus (white-toothed pygmy shrew), 882 nucleotides. Its product is annotated as keratin-associated protein 4-12-like. NCBI's taxonomy places the organism in Eukaryota, Metazoa, Chordata, Mammalia, Eulipotyphla, Soricidae. Bases 1 to 882 code for a protein of 293 amino acids. The transcript has a single exon. The record is from RefSeq and is a predicted model, not a curated record. Gene Ontology annotation, cellular component: keratin filament.